This is a messenger RNA of Canariomyces notabilis, 1698 nucleotides long. RefSeq names its product actin-related protein 2/3 complex, subunit 1. Gene Ontology annotation, biological process: Arp2/3 complex-mediated actin nucleation. Gene Ontology annotation, molecular function: actin filament binding. The transcript has 3 exons. The coding region runs from base 149 to 1240 and encodes 363 amino acids. NCBI's taxonomy places the organism in Eukaryota, Fungi, Ascomycota, Sordariomycetes, Sordariales, Chaetomiaceae. The record is from RefSeq and is a predicted model, not a curated record. Gene Ontology annotation, cellular component: Arp2/3 protein complex; actin cytoskeleton.
UAGCUGUACCAGCCCACCCCGCCAUCAAUCGUCAGCAGUCAAACAUCAUCCCCUCCAAAGCCACCGUCGUCGACAGCAGGAUCACCACCAGGGCCGGAAAGCGAUAGUAGAGAGCUACUCCUAUCGCUAGCAAAGACAGGUUAUCAAGAUGGCGGCGCCCGAGGUUCAUCAUCUUUUCCACAAUCCAAUUGCCGACCACUCGUUCUCGGCCGAUCGCAAGACGCUCGCAAUUGCCCGCGACACGACGGUAGAGCUCUACUCCAGGGUCGGAAAUGCCUUCAAAUUGAAGGAUGAGCUCAAGGGUCACGACAAGACAGUAACAAGCAUCGAUAUUGCGCCCAACUCAGGCCGCAUCGUGUCCUGCUCGCAAGAUCGCAACGCCCUCGUAUGGGAACCCACUCCGCAGGGCUACAAGCCGACGCUGGUCCUGCUACGCAUCAACCGUGCCGCCACAUUUGUGCGCUGGUCGCCAUCUGAGACCAAGUUCGCUGUCGGAUCCGGAGACAGGCUCAUUGCCGUCUGCUACUUUGAGGAGGAGAACGACUGGUGGGUAUCGAAGCACUUGAAGAAGCCAAUCCGCAGCACCGUCACCACGGUAGCAUGGCAUCCCAACUCGGUGCUCCUUGCCGCCGGGUCGACGGAUGCGCAUGCGCGCGUCUUCUCAAGCUUCAUCAAGGGCGUGGACGCAAGACCCCAGCCUACCGCCUGGGGCGAGAGACUGCCCUUCAACACUGUUUGCGGCGAGUACCUGAACAACUCGGCCGGAUGGGUCCACGCCGUCGCCUUCUCGCCGAGCGGUGAUGCCCUGGCUUUUGCUGCGCACGACAGCAGCAUCACGGUGGUCUACCCGAGCGCCCCCGAGCAGCCGCCCCGGGCUGUGGUCACCAUCAACACGCAGCUGCUGCCCUUCAUGAGCCUGAUAUGGAAUGGCGAGGCUGAAAUCAUUGCCGCGGGCCACGACUGCGAGGCGUUCCGCUUCAAGGGCGGGUCUGACGGCUGGCAACUGAGCGGCACGCUAGAGGCCAAGGGGCGUCCCGGCAUGGGUGACGAGCGGGAGGAGUCGGCCCUGAACAUGUUCCGGCAAAUGGACUUGAAAGGGAAAGUCAAGGACGACACGCAGCUCAAAACAGUCCAUCAGAACACCAUCACCAUGCUCCGGCCGUACGAAACGUCCGGGUCGUCGGUGAAGAAGUUCAGUUCGAGUGGAGUGGACGGACGUGUCGUUAUUUGGAACGUGUGAGGGGGCUGUAGAGCCUGUAGGAAUGGCAAGUCCAAAGAUUCAAUGGGACUCACUGUCUGAGACAAGCAUGUUGAACUCGACUACACGUUUAUAUCCGCGUGAAUUUCCCAACAUAUGUCUUCACGUGAGACGCCCGACCGACAUAGCCAGACUCAGAGUUGUCGCCAAGAACCGCUUGAUUUUUCUCCUGUUCCCUUGUAUGUGCCUGGUUCCCGUUUUUUCCGGGCUUGUCCUAGUAAUGCACAUCGUACUAGGUAGAGCACGAUUUCAUCAGGGGGUACCACUGGCAUGGUUGGAGCCCGCCUCGCUCCAAGUGACUGUACCAUGAAGGAAGAGAUUCCUUUAAAGAAUGGGCGCAUACGGAGUAACUGCAAGUGCGAUCCUCUCACUUCGGACCCGGGGCUGCCCGUGUCCGACAUGGUAUUGCAGCUCCUGCCGAAAACGUGGAAUGAUUGGGU